AUGCAGCUCACCAGAGCGCUUGAGCUCCUGGUCUUGGGGUUAUCUGCUCUGUCUGUCGCUGACGCCACAUUCAUCAACAUUAACCUCGUGGGCCGCGAUGGAAAAGCAAUUCAGCAGAGACAAACUGAUGACGACGCGGACACCGAUGCCACCACCUCCACCACCAGCACAGCCCCUCCACCGGUAACAACAACGACGCCCACAGGGGCAACCACGACCGCCCCGCCUACCCGAACUUCGACUUCCGCACCACCCCCCGUGACCACGUCCACAAGCAGCUCAUCAACCCCCCAAGCCGAGACUUCGUCGACGUCCAACCCGCCGACCGAGACCAGUUCUUCGGGUGACCCAUCGUCAACGACUGAGCCUCCCUCAUCGGCUUCUUCACCUACUGAAAGCGAAGAGCCGGCUACUCCGACAACCACCACCAUCGUCGUGGUGACCCAGUUACCCGAUGGCUCCCAAUCCACCUUUACCAGCACGAGCGUUACAACGCCCACGGCCACACCGGGUCUCGCAGGCAACGGCGGCCAGUCAUCGGGCAUGUCGGAGACGACGCGCAACACGGUCAUCGGCGUGGUCGUCGGCGUCGGCGGAGCCAUCAUCCUCGGCGGUCUGGCGCUGGUCGCCUGGCGGAUUUGGGGCCGCAAGAAGCAUCAGGAGGAGAACGACGGCCUGAUGGAUUACGGCAGCGCGGUCGAAGGGAAGCCCGAGAAUGGCAAUUCCAUGAAUGGUCGCACCCCCUUUCAAAGUACUCUCGAGAGCUACCACGCGCCUACGCAGGUCAACACGGCGGCAAACUUUUAG
Parathielavia appendiculata is the source of this 807-nucleotide messenger RNA. RefSeq lists its product as uncharacterized. The transcript has a single exon. Lineage: Eukaryota; Fungi; Ascomycota; Sordariomycetes; Sordariales; Chaetomiaceae. The record is from RefSeq and is a predicted model, not a curated record. The coding region runs from base 1 to 807 and encodes 268 amino acids.